GAUUUUUGUAGGACAAGCAUAAAUGAAUCGCUUUGCUCUGUUUUUCGCAAUUCUUGCUGCUUCAAUUUCCAUACUCAUCUACAUCGUACCAAUUGAGAAUUACACACAAAUCUACCACAGAAACCCAUUCAGUAAAAACAUUUCCACGGAUACACCAGCUUCCUCCAAUCUGUCUAUACCUAGAAAUACCACAGACAUGUCGAAAUCAAUUCUCCGACAAGCUAAGAUCACGCCUCACCUGUCGUCGACCAGGGGGCACAACAACAUAGGCUGGCUGGACACCUACCACAGCUUCUCCUUUGCCGACUGGCACGAUAGCAGAUACACUCAGUUCGGGGCUCUACGGGUCUUGAAUGAAGACAGAGUAAAGCCACUCUCUGGAUUCCCCACCCACCCUCAUCGGGAUUUCGAAAUCUUCAGCUACAUUUUAUCGGGAGAACUGACCCAUCGGGACUCCAUGCUCGCCAAGGGCAACGAAGGGGGUCAAUCGGACAAGUUCUACCGGAUGCGACGUGGAGAUGUACAGUUUACUACAGGCGGCACGGGCAUAGCUCACUCGGAAUUCAAUGAGCACAACAAAGAAACGGUCCACUUUCUUCAGAUCUGGGCCUUCCCGUGGAAGAGAGGCCUGAUUCCCCGAUACCACACUCGCACAUUUUCAGAAGAGGAUAAGAGGGAGGGCUUUGUCAAGAUCCUCAGCCCGCUCAAGGCAGGUGAGGACGCCACCGUGAAAGAGGAGGCAGAGGCUGAGCCUGUUAUUCCCAACACAAUUCCCAUUCACGCAGAUUUUGUCAUGGGCGCAGGAAUCAUCGCACCAGAGGGCAGGUUUGAGUGGACAGUGGGAGGCGGUGCAGGUAUCAAGACACAGCGCAAGGUAUUCGUCCACUUACCGAUGCUGAAAGGAGGAAAGGCCAAGAUCAGACUUGAUGGCCGGGAGAAUGCAGAGCUGUCCGAAGGAGAUGGCGCAUUUAUUGAAGGAGUUUUCAUUGGCGACAAGCUGACAGUGGAGAGCAUUGGAGAGGCGGAGGCCGAGGUGAUUGUGCUGGACACGGCUUGAGCGGACACGUAUACUGUAGAAUAGAGACUGAUUGGCUUAGGAUUUUGUAAUAAUUUAACAUGACAUGA
This is a messenger RNA of Trichoderma asperellum CBS 433.97, 1125 nucleotides long. RefSeq lists its product as uncharacterized. The record is from RefSeq and is a predicted model, not a curated record. NCBI's taxonomy places the organism in Eukaryota, Fungi, Ascomycota, Sordariomycetes, Hypocreales, Hypocreaceae.